Xyrichtys novacula (pearly razorfish) is the source of this 4285-nucleotide messenger RNA. NCBI's taxonomy places the organism in Eukaryota, Metazoa, Chordata, Actinopteri, Labriformes, Labridae. The record is from the annotation of a GenBank genome assembly.
CCCUCUUGUGUCAGUCAAAUCACGCUCAACAGGUACAGUGCAGUAAGAGACAGUCGAGCCACGUUGCCUGUGCUGCAGUGAUAAAGAGAAGAAGCUGUUUGUUUUCGGUCAGUUUACAAUCUUUCCUGUUUGUUUGUAAGUUUUUAACUUAUUUUAUAGUUCAGUGUGUCUGCUCUUGUCGCGUGUCGAGAAAUGUCGUUUGCUUCCCCUUUAAUAAGGAAGUGUUUUUGUUUACUUCUGUUGCUCAAAGAAGUAGAAGCCAAAGUCUCACCUGUUGUCCGACUUUCUGUUUGAUGUUUUCAGCCCUCAGGUAGAAUGAGCGUGGGUUUCAUAGGAGCGGGUCAGCUGGCCCACGCUCUUGUCAGGGGCUUCACUGCUGCAGGUGAGUUGAAUCAUACUGUACCUUGUAUGGAGGUCUGUUAUUGCAAGUUGUUGAUGUAUGCUGAUUGCAAUCAGGUACUGAUAUGAUUUAUGAACAUAUUCCCCCCCUUCAAGGCGUGAUUGCCACCCACAGGAUCACAGCCAGUUCCCCGGACACAGAUCUUCCCACAGUACAGGGGCUCCGGGUGGGUUGACUAUAAGGGACGGGCAGGCCCAUCAGUAAUGACCUGCUUUAUCUGCAAACUAUUUUAGUCACACAUUCAGAGAAUUCAUCUCACUUUUAAUGGAUUCAAACCACAAUUCCUUCCAGUAGAGCAAUAAAUUGUAUCAUCUCUACAGAAAUUGGGCGUCAAUUUCACCACCAGCAACAAAGAAACGGUCAACAGAAGUGAUGUUCUCUUCCUGGCUGUGAAACCAAACAUCAUUCCUUUUGUACUGGAUGAGAUUGGACCAGACAUCGAAGAUCGACAUCUGAUUGUGUCCUGUGCUGCAGGUGUCACCAUCAGCUCCAUAGAGAAGGUAAGAAGCAGGCAGCCUUAAGAUUUCCCCAACCAGAACUUUAUUAUUGUGCAGUCUUGGGUCAGAAGAGGUGAACAAGAAGGACUUAAAGAUUCAAGAGUUUGAGUUUAUGUUAUUAAAGCCGCUGUUGAUUACAUUCUUAAAUCUUGGGCUCUGUUUCCCAAUAAAACAGAGUAUAAAUAUAGGAAAACUAAAAUUAGAAGUUGUGACAAAAGUAACUAAUGAUUCUUGUAGAAAAGUCAGCUUGAAAUGCUGCCUUUAUUUAUAUUUAUUAUUAUGCUGGUUUUGUUUACUUCAUGGUAUGUCUAUAGUAUAGCUCAGUGACCAAUAAGUCAAUUUGAAACUCUGUUUCUGCUUGAUUUGUUGUUAUUGUUAUUGUUUUAUUUUAUUUUAUUUUUAUCAAUUAAUUAAUUAAUUAUUUGUUUUCUUUUUUAUUUUAUUUUUAUUCAUUAAUUUAUUUAUUUGUUGUCUUUUGUUUUAUUUUAAUUUUAUUAAUUAAUCAAUUAAUUUGUUUUAUUUUAUUUUUAUUUAGCUAUUUAUUUAUUAUUUAUUUUGUUUUGAUUUGUUUUGUGGUGAGAAUGUUGCUCAGUGAUAGAUUAUUAGAACAAUCAGACUUUGAGUGAGGGGCAGGUAAUAUAAGAUGUAUCUUCUCCCUGCUCCCUUUCAACCAAUUGAUAAGAAAUGUUGCAAUGAGACAUGAUAUUGUGAAGUUGAGAAAUUGCCUUGGCUGGAAUGAAUAAAGAAAAAGAAAAAGAAAAAUGAACAAAAGCUUAAAGUAAGUAAAUGUUGAAAAUCAGACAUAUACAGACUAUCAGAAGAGUUCAGUAAAUGAAAGGAUUCAACAGAUGUAGGAGGAUGUGACAUCCUGUAAGGCACUUACACUAAAGUGGUUGAAUACUCUAUAGUAGUGAAAUGUGUGUUUAUAAAUCAACUGUUAAUCAACUUUGAUUCAUGUAGGUAUGAUUACAUUAAAAUACAAUCAAGGAUCCUCUCAAUACAUUCAGCACAUUGUCAUCCAUUCACAGAAGCUGCUGCAGUACCGACCCGAUCCAAAGGUGAUGCGCUGCAUGACCAACACUCCGGUGGUUGUGCGUGAGGGGGCCACUGUGUACGCCACAGGCACCCAUGCAGAGGUGGAGGAUGGGAAGCUCCUGGAGCAGCUCAUGGCCAGUGUUGGAUACUGUACCGAGGUGGAAGAGGACUUGAUCGAUGCUGUGACAGGCCUCAGUGGCAGUGGUCCUGCCUAUGUGAGUCAUUUCUGUAAGAAGAAUGUGUUUUAGUUUUGCUUCAUUCCACGUGUGGAAAUAUGUCUCAUCCUAAUAUUAUAAUUUUGGCUGUUCAGGCGUUUACAGCUGUGGAUGCUCUUGCUGACGGUGGAGUUAAAAUGGGCCUGCCUAGAAGAUUAGCUGUACGCCUUGGAGCCCAAGCACUGCUGGUAUUACUUAUUCUUUUAAACAUAUAUAUGUAUAAAUUGAUGCACAGGCUUUCUCAGGCGUUUGAUACCUGCAGGGGGUUAGAGAGAGUUUAAUUCCAAGUUUUUGUGCUUUGCAAGUUGGUUUUAAAAACCAGGCGUGUUUGCUUUGUCUUUGCAUACAGGGCUGUUAUAUCACUCCCAUCCAUAGAAUAUUAUGCAUAUGACAUAGAUAGUCUUGACUCACUUAUUCCAAUACAAAGAGUUAUACAAACACUGUCCUUGCAAAUGUGAAAACACUUUUUGUCAUUUUUGCUGCAGUCUGUGUCUGUUUUGUGUAAGCUCAGUAUGUGUAUGCACAUGUUGAUUAUGACAGGACAAAUACUAUGUGAGUCUAAUGUGUAUUUUUCUCUGUGUCCCUUUUAAAGGGGGCUGCUCGAAUGCUGUUAGACUCAGAGCAACACCCCGGACAGCUCAAGGACAAUGUGUGUUCACCAGGGGGCGCCACCAUCCACGCCCUGCACGUCAUGGAGAGUGGCGGCUUCCGCAGCCUCCUGAUCAAUGCUGUGGAGACGUCCUGCGUGAGGACGAGGUGAGUUGAUAAGAAAAGUGUGUGACAAACAAAACAACAAAUCAUAUUUGCUGUCACGGGGAUACACAACAAAUGCUUUUAAGUUAAUUGUCAUAUUCAAAUGGCCAAGCUGUGAUUUAUUCCUCUCAUGUGUUUUAUUUAGACAGUAGAUGGAGCUAUAUGCAAGAGAGUUUUGUUAUCUGGUAAUAAGUUGCCUAGAGAUAAGCUUAUUACUGUACCAAAGUAUUGUGUUAAAUAUGUGUGUUUCAUGCAGUAUUGGAAACCUCUGUUCCUUCUCUUCUUCAUAAAGGGAACUUCAGUUUUUGGCAGACCAAGAGAAUAUCUCAGCAGCAGCUAUAAAGAAGACCACCCUGGACAAAGUGUUGCAGCAGCCUGGAGUGACCGCAGAAACCAUUGGAGUCAAAAAUCGUGGGAUCAGUCUUUUCAACAGUAGCAAGCCCAGAAUGAAUAAGAAGUGAUAGUUUUUGGUCACAUUUGGAUAUAACCAAUUUAUAUAGUGUUACCUGUCACAUCAGGGACAUCAGCAGAUUUGGUAGAUGCUGUAAAGAACUACUGACAAGACAGCUUAAAGACAGUCAAGUGGGAAACCGCCUUUUCUUUUCUUUAAGACCUCAGGUUUUAUAUGGUUGCAUACCUCCCUAUUUAAAAAGACUGUGAAGUAUUUAGCUACAUUUUUCAGAACAGACUUGGUAAAAAUGCAAUAAAAGCUCAAAUGUUUUGUUUCUAUCCACUUAUAGUGAGCCUUUAUUACGAUCCUCACCAGCUUUGUAAGGGUCAUUCAUGUUUUUGUAUUUUGUGGAUGGCAAAUGCACCAACUCGAAGAUGAAUAAUAAUCAAUUGGUUAGUUUUGCACACAAAAUUAUUUCUAUUAAUAUUUCUAUUUGAUAUAAAAAUGGAGGAGGAAAUUGUGCAUCACUCAUGCUUCUGGUCCUCAAAGGCCACCGUCAUUCAGGGGCGAGCAGGGGAACAUCUCAAUCUAGCCUGACCGCCAGGUAUUGCGAGGUAUUCCUGUAUGUACGCACUGUACCUUAAAGGAUUGAAUCCUGUUUUACCGCUUCUUUUCCUGGUGAGUUAUUCAAAAGGUGUUAUAGAAAUAAGUGUUGGUGAUGAUGUGGCAUUUAGUGGGUUUAAUGGUCAUGAUUUUGUGGAAGUGGUUUAAAGGGAUAUUAAAUAGCAGUCUGCAACCUUCACCUCUCCAGGGGGUGUCUAACUCGGUGUUAAGGUGUGUUUGACCCUAGCUUAAUUUUACACUGAAAUAUCCCUUUAAUGACCAACUUAUGAAUAAGCUAAUCAUUUUUGUAACUCCAAAUGCUUCAUUUUGUAAAGCAACAAAACUGUAAAACUGUUUUUUGAGUCUUUUUAUUAAAUAUUUACAAAAGUUA